AUGGCCACCAACGCCUCCUGCUGCGGGCUGGGGGUCCCGCCCGCGACCCCCGCCGCCAACCAGAGCAGCAGCUUCUGCCAGCAGGUGUUCAUCCAGCCCGAGGUCUUCCUGGGGCUGGGCCUGGUCAGCCUGCUGGAGAACGUCCUGGUGGUGGCCGCCGUGGCCAGCAACGCCAACCUGCACUCGCCCAUGUACUUCUUCCUGUGCAGCCUGGCCGUGGCCGACAUGCUGGUCAGCCUGUCCAACGCGCUGGAGACGGUGGUCAUCGCGGCGGUCAACGGGCGCUACCUGGCCUGGGACGACCGGGUCCUGCAGCAGAUGGACAACGUCUUCGACUCCAUGAUCUGCAUCUCGCUGGUGGCCUCCGUGUGCAACCUGCUGGCCAUCGCCGUGGACAGGUACGUGACCAUCUUCUACGCGCUGCGCUACCACAGCAUCAUGACCGCGCGCCGGGCGGCCGCGGUCAUCGCGGCCAUCUGGGCGGGCUGCGGCGUCUGCGGCGUGGUCUUCAUCGUCUACUCGGACAGCAAGACGGUGGUGCUGUGCCUGGUGGCCCUGUUCCUGGCCAUGCUGCUGCUCAUGGCCACGCUCUACGUCCACAUGUGCCUCUUCGCGCGCCUGCACGCCCGGCGCAUCGCCGCGCUGCCCCCCGCGCGCGCCCCUGCGGACGCCGCCGCCGCCGCCGCCGCCCCGCGCCCCUGCUCGCGCCUCAAGGGCGCCCUGACCGUCAGCCUCCUGCUGGGCGCCUUCCUGCUCUGCUGGGGCCCCUUCUUCCUGCACCUGCUGCUCAUCAUCGCCUGCCCCAAGCACCCCGCCUGCGUCUGCUACACCGCCCACUUCAACGCCUACCUGGUCCUCAUCAUGUGCAACUCGGUCCUCGACCCGCUCAUCUACGCCUUCCGCAGCCCCGAGCUGCGCAAGACCUUCACCCACAUCCUCUGCGGCUGCAGCGGCCUCCACCUGGGCUGA
Molecule: messenger RNA, 969 nt
Organism: Sorex fumeus (smoky shrew)
Lineage: Eukaryota; Metazoa; Chordata; Mammalia; Eulipotyphla; Soricidae
Gene: MC3R
Product: melanocortin 3 receptor
Exons: 1
Coding region: 1-969 (322 amino acids)
Biological process (GO): G protein-coupled receptor signaling pathway
Cellular component (GO): membrane
Molecular function (GO): melanocyte-stimulating hormone receptor activity; peptide hormone binding
Source: RefSeq, a predicted model, not a curated record